AUGGCUGGCUUCAACCACACUGGUGUUAACCAUAUGGUCUUCUAUCUGCUGGGUAUCCCAGGCCGAGAAGAUCUACACAUGUGGAUUUCCAUCCCCCUCUUCAUCUCCUAUGUCUUCGCUCUCCUUGGGAAUGGUCUGCUCAUCUUUAUUAUUCUUACCAAGAGUAGCCUCCAUGAACCUAUGUAUCUCUUCCUCUGUAUGUUGGCUGGAGUUGACAUUAUCUUUGCUACUACCACAGAACCCAAGGCAUUGGCCAUUUUCUGGUGCAAUUAUAGGGAAAUUUCUCUUAAUAGCUGCAUUGCUCAACUUUACUUUCAGCAUUCCUCCUUCAUCUCAGAGUCAGGCAUCUUGCUGAUUAUGGCAUUUGACCGCUACAUUGCAAUCUGUUACCCACUGAGAUACACUACAAUUCUCACUCACUCCUUUAUUGGGAAAAUUUUUGUGGUGGUUUUUAUGAGAGCACACUGUACAAUUUUCCCCAUCAUAUUUCUUCUGAAGAGACUGACUUUUUGUAGAAAUAAUAUUCUUCCACAUACAUUCUGUGAACACAUUGGCUUGGCCAAAUAUGCUUGUGAUGACAUCCACAUAAAUAUCUGGUAUGGGUUUUUUGUCUUAAUGUCCACAGUGAUCUUAGAUAUUGUCCUCAUUUUUGUUUCUUAUGUUCUGAUUCUUCAUGCUGUCUUCCACAGUCCUUCCCAAGAUGCUCGUCACAAAGCUCUCAACACAUGUGGCUCCCAUGUCUGUGUCAUUAUUCUCUUUUAUGGGCCUGGAAUCUUCUCAGUUCUCACACAGCGAUUUGGACACCACAUACCGUUACAUGUCCAUAUCUUACUGGCCAAUGUCAGCAUGCUAGCUCCACCUAUGCUGAAUCCCAUUAUUUAUGGAGUCAAGACUAAGCAGAUACGAGACCAAGUAGUUUAUAUGUUUUUUCCAAAGCAGAAAUGA
Messenger RNA from Chrysochloris asiatica (Cape golden mole), 945 nucleotides. RefSeq names its product olfactory receptor 52B4-like. Gene Ontology annotation, biological process: G protein-coupled receptor signaling pathway. The coding region runs from base 1 to 945 and encodes 314 amino acids. NCBI's taxonomy places the organism in Eukaryota, Metazoa, Chordata, Mammalia, Afrosoricida, Chrysochloridae. The record is from RefSeq and is a predicted model, not a curated record. Gene Ontology annotation, cellular component: membrane. The transcript has a single exon. Gene Ontology annotation, molecular function: G protein-coupled receptor activity; olfactory receptor activity.